Messenger RNA from Solea senegalensis (Senegalese sole), 1443 nucleotides. It is a transcript of the gene cdk10, whose product is annotated as cyclin-dependent kinase 10. Gene Ontology annotation, biological process: protein phosphorylation; regulation of mitotic cell cycle. Lineage: Eukaryota; Metazoa; Chordata; Actinopteri; Pleuronectiformes; Soleidae. Bases 112 to 1212 code for a protein of 366 amino acids. The record is from RefSeq and is a predicted model, not a curated record. Gene Ontology annotation, molecular function: cyclin-dependent protein serine/threonine kinase activity; ATP binding. The transcript is spliced from 13 exons. Gene Ontology annotation, cellular component: nucleus.
AGGAGGAGCGUCGUCGUCUUUCAAACAAAACAAAUGGCGACGCCCGGCACCGUGAUCCUCACGAGACCAUAUUAUUGUUUUCUGAGGUAAAAACGACUUCUUUUGAAAACAAUGGAACCUUCUGGAGAAGAAGACCCGGACCUCAUAAAACUCAAGUCCUUAAAGAACAACAAGAUAUUCUCAGUGCCUCAAAAUGACAGGUUCGGCAGCUGCCGAAGUGUCCGAGAGUUUGAGAAACUCAACCGAAUCGGAGAAGGAACUUACGGCAUCGUGUACAGAGCCCGUGACACCAGGUCAGACGAGAUCGUAGCGCUGAAGAAGGUGAGGAUGGACAAAGAGAAAGAUGGAGUUCCCAUCAGCAGCCUGCGAGAAAUCACUCUGCUGCUGCGACUGCGACAUCCCAACAUCGUUGAGCUGAAGGAGGUGGUGGUGGGCAGUCAGCUGGAGAGUCUCUUCCUGGUGAUGAGCUACUGUGAGCAGGAUCUGGCCAGUUUGCUGGAAAACAUGCAGACGCCGUUUUCGGAGGCUCAGGUGAAGUGUAUCAUCCUUCAGCUGCUCAGAGGUUUGGAGUUUCUUCACCACAACUUCAUUAUUCACAGGGACCUGAAGGUGUCAAAUCUGCUGAUGACGGACAAAGGCUGCGUUAAGAUCGCUGACUUUGGCUUGGCGAGGAUGUACGGUAUCCCACAGCAACCCAUGACGCCCAGAGUGGUGACACUGUGGUACAGAAGUCCAGAGCUCCUCCUAGGGACCAAGACACAAACUACAGCUCUUGACAUGUGGGCGGUCGGCUGCAUCCUGGCCGAGCUGCUGGCCCACAAACCUCUGCUGCCCGGAACCUCAGAGAUCCAGCAGGUGGACCUGAUCGUUCAGCUGCUGGGGACGCCCAACGAGAACAUCUGGCCGGGUUUCUCUCAGCUGCCUCUCAUGGGUCAGUACAGUCUGAGGAAGCAGCCGUACAACAACCUGAAGAAUAAGUUCACGUGGCUUUCUGACGCUGGACACAGACUACUCAACCUGCUCUUCAUGUAUAACCCACAGCGCAGAGCUUGUGCCAAAGACAGUUUGGAGAGUUCUUACUUCAAAGAAAAACCUCUACCCUGUGAACCAGAGCUGAUGCCGACGUUCCCGCAUCAUCGCAACAAACGCGCUGCUGCUGCUGCUGCUGCUGCUGCUGCUCCGGCAGCAGAGGGCAAACGCAGCAAAGUGUGAGGACGACGAAGAUGAAGGGGGCGACGAAGAGGACAAUGUUGUGAAAAGUUGGUGGAACCUGUUGUUUGUCACCAGUGAGUGAUGUCACAGAUGUCAUGUGACCAGUCAGACGCUUUCAGGCAAAAAAAAUACACAUUUAAAAGAAAAUUGAGUCUCAAUCUUUGAGUGUGAGUCUUUGUGUUGGUCAGUUCCCUCUUUGUUUACUUUUAAAGGAACAGUUCAACAUUUCUA